Molecule: messenger RNA, 2070 nt
Organism: Nematolebias whitei (Rio pearlfish)
Lineage: Eukaryota; Metazoa; Chordata; Actinopteri; Cyprinodontiformes; Rivulidae
Gene: chata
Product: choline O-acetyltransferase a
Exons: 14
Coding region: 1-2070 (689 amino acids)
Biological process (GO): acetylcholine biosynthetic process; neuromuscular synaptic transmission
Cellular component (GO): cytoplasm; neuron projection
Molecular function (GO): choline O-acetyltransferase activity
Source: RefSeq, a predicted model, not a curated record
AUGCCAAUUCUAAAACGAGAGCCUUCGGAAAAUACAGUGGAUGGAGAUGGUCUGCCGAAGCUUCCUCUGCCUGAACUCCAGGCCACGUUGGACACGUACCUGAGGUGCAUGAGACAUCUGCUCUCUGAGGAGCAAUUCAACAAGACCCAGAAGAUAGUGACGCAGUUUGAAGCUCCCGGAGGAGCAGGAGAGCUGCUGCAGAGCAAACUCCUGGAGAGGAGGGAGAAGAAGGCGAACUGGGUUUAUGACUACUGGCUGAACGACAUGUACCUGAGCAACAGGCUGGCUUUGCCCAUCAACUCCAGUCCUGCCAUGGUGUUUCCACCACAGAGCUUCAGAGCACCGAUUGACUCGUUAAGGUUUGCUGCACAUUUAAUUUCAGGAGUUCUGGAGUACAAGACUCUACUUGAUGCUCACGCCCUGCCUGUGGAUUAUGCUCGGGGCCAGCUAGCUGGAACCCCUCUGUGUAUGGAGCAGUAUUAUCGACUCUUCACAUCCUACCGCCUGCCAGGCUCUGAGAGGGACACGCUCGUAGCCCAGGAGAGCACCGUGAUGCCAGAACCUGAACACAUCAUUGUGGCUUGUAAAAACCAGUUCUUUGUUCUCGACGUGGUGAUCAACUUCCGUCGACUCAAUGAAAGAGACCUGCUGACUCAGCUGCAGAAGAUUGUGAAGAUGGCUGACAGUGAGGACGAGCGUCUCCCAUCUGUAGGUCUCCUCACUUCAGACGGACGGACGGAGUGGGCCAAGGCUCGGAGUGUACUGAUGAGAGAAUCAACCAACAGGGACUCCCUGGACAUGAUCGAGCGCUGUCUGUGUCUGGUCUGUCUGGACGAAGCGAGCGGUUUUCUGCUAAGUGACACCACCUGUGCCACGAUGAUGCUGCACGGAGGUGGAGCGACCAAGAACGGAGGCAACCGUUGGUACGACAAGCCGAUGCAGUUUGUAAUAGGAGCUGAUGGCUGCUGUGGGGUCGUGUGUGAGCAUUCACCUUUCGAAGGGAUUGUUCUUGUGCAGUGCACAGAGUAUCUCCUUAAAUACAUGAUUGGCAGCCCAUCAAAGCUAGUCAGAGCUGCGAGUGUGAGCGAACUGCCUGCACCUCGAAGACUCCGCUGGAAAUGCACUCCAGAGAUCCUCAAACUCAUCUCCGCCUCUGAUGAGAAACUCGAGAGACUGGUGAAAAAUCUGGACAUGUAUGUCCACAAGUUCUACGACUACGGAAAAGAGUUCAUCAAGAAGCAGAAAAUGAGCCCAGACGCUUACAUCCAGGUUGCACUGCAGUUGGCAUUCUACCGGUGUCAUGGCAGACCAGUGUCGACCUACGAGAGCGCUUCUAUACGUCGUUUCUGCCAAGGCCGAGUAGACAACAUUCGCUCAUCCACACCCGAAGCCUUGGCUUUUGUAAAAGCAAUGACUGAUGGGAAGCUCAGUUCAAGUGUAAGAUGUUUUAUUACUGAUGCUACACUUGACACAGAGAAGAUGGAGAUGUUACACGGUGCCAUAAAUGCACAAACAGAAUAUACUAUUCAGGCAAUCACAGGGAUGGCAAUAGACAAUCACCUUCUGGGAUUACGGGAAAUCGCACGCGAACUUAAAACAGAGAAGCCAGAAAUCUUCAAAGAUGAGGCCUAUCUGAUCAGUAAUCAGUUUAUUCUCUCUACAAGUCAGGUUCCGACCACUGUGGAGAUGUUCUGUUGUUAUGGACCGGUGGUUCCAAAUGGAUACGGAGCGUGCUAUAACCCUCAGUCAGAUCACAUAAUCUUCUCAGUGUCCAGUUUCCACGAGAGCUCUCAGACAAGUUCGGCAGAAUUUGUAAAGUGCUUGGUGCAGGGUCUCAAGGACAUGAGAGAUCUGUGCAAUAAAUGUAACUGUGGCUCUAAGUCAACCGAGCAAAGACACGGUUCGAAGCUGGAGAUGCACACACAGAUGAAAACACAACAGAGAGCAGCUGACUCCAGUAAGAGUCAGCAAACAAUCCCGCAGGUUCUGGUGAAGAGUCCAGAACAAACCAACAUGGACGCACAAACCCAGACCUCAACAAAAGGCAAGAACAUUAAAGAAUGGAAUUAA